AUGCCGAAGCUUUUGUACGAGAUUUCCAUUAAAACUUUAGCAUUAAAACCUAAACGACAUAUGAAUUUCUCAUUUCUGGCUUACGACAUUUACUCGGAAAAUGUCGAUGAAAAUAAAAUUUGUGGAGAAGUGAAAAAAAGAGUUUUAAGAUUUAUGGCAUUGAGGAAGGAGAGGUUAUUAACAAAGUUUACGCUUGGAUACCUGCUUGUAUUCAUUAGCACUGAUAAAUCAUCUCACAAAAUAUAA
Clunio marinus is the source of this 246-nucleotide messenger RNA. Lineage: Eukaryota; Metazoa; Arthropoda; Insecta; Diptera; Chironomidae. The record is from the annotation of a GenBank genome assembly.